AUGGGUGAAUCCAGGCAGGAACUGCUGGCUUGGUUGAACAACCUGCUGCAGCUGAAUUUGACCAAGAUCGAGCAAUGCGGAACUGGUGCGGCACUUUGCCAGGUCUUCGAUUCCAUCUUCAUGGAUGUGCCUAUGUCCCGGGUCAAGUUCAACGUGAACACUGAAUACGCCUACUUGCAAAACUUCAAGGUUCUCCAGAAUCUUUUCGCGCGCCACCAGGUGGACAAGCCUAUUCCUGUCCAAUCCCUCACGAAGUGCCGCAUGCAGGACAACCUUGAAUUCCUCCAGUGGACCAAGAGAUACUGGGACCAGCACUAUCCCGGUGGAGAUUACGAUGCGGUCGGUCGGCGCAAGGCCUCAGGUGCCCCCGCGGGUGCUCCCACUGCGCGUGCCCCGUCUGCGGGUAGCUCCCGCCGCGGUGUGACUCCCACCACUGCCGCCCCCCGUGCACCCCGCGUUUCUGGUGCAGCUGCUGGUGGAGCCGCAGCCUCGGCGUUGCAGCAGGAGGUUUCAGCGCAGAAGGAGGCGAUCGCCGGACUCGAGAAGGAGCGGGACUUCUAUUUUGCCAAGCUGCGUGACAUUGAGCUGCUGCUGCAGAGCGCCAUUGAGGCGGACCCGGAGCUGGAGAAGGAGGAGGACACGCUGGUGAAGCACAUUCAGGGCAUUCUGUACUCGACCGAGGAGGGAUUCGAGAUCCCCGCCGAGGCGGAAGAGGGUGCGGCCGACGAGCUCGAGACCUUCUAA
Messenger RNA from Penicillium alfredii, 744 nucleotides. RefSeq names its product microtubule-binding protein BIM1 (gene eb1). Gene Ontology annotation, cellular component: microtubule organizing center; microtubule plus-end; cytoplasmic microtubule. The record is from RefSeq and is a predicted model, not a curated record. Bases 1 to 744 code for a protein of 247 amino acids. The transcript has 6 exons. Gene Ontology annotation, molecular function: microtubule plus-end binding. Gene Ontology annotation, biological process: regulation of microtubule polymerization or depolymerization; protein localization to microtubule plus-end; spindle assembly. NCBI's taxonomy places the organism in Eukaryota, Fungi, Ascomycota, Eurotiomycetes, Eurotiales, Aspergillaceae.